Molecule: messenger RNA, 1858 nt
Organism: Syzygium oleosum
Lineage: Eukaryota; Viridiplantae; Streptophyta; Magnoliopsida; Myrtales; Myrtaceae
Exons: 1
Coding region: 264-1661 (465 amino acids)
Source: RefSeq, a predicted model, not a curated record
AUUAAAAAAAAGCCUCAGCUAAUUUGAAGACGACCGGCGAAGGAAUGAAUCAAAGCGCAAAUCUUACUGCAUCUUGGUCUCCGCUCCCUACCCCCAUCAAACAACUCCAUGCGCACCAGACCUUGACCAAAUCUAUUUGGCAGAACUCCGGGGAACCCCUAUAAAUAACACGACCAGCAACCGAUGCUCGCAUCUUGUCCUGGCCUUUCAGUCUAUACCAAAUCAUCAAUACCCACCGAGUCUCAACGAACACAACCCACACAAUGACUCCUCCGCCUCCUCCUCCUCAAUCCGUCCGAUUCAUCUCCGACUGUUUCGUCAAGCCACCCCAGCUUCCGCCGCAGUCCGACCAUCCCCUCCACUUGCCGCCGUGGGACCUCGCCAUGCUCUCCCUCCACUACAUCCAAAAGGGCCUCCUCUUCCCCCUCCCUCCUCGCUGCCUCGAGAUUGGCUUCGACCGCCCCGCUUUCAUCCGUUCCUUCUUGGAAAAACUCGAGCGCUCUCUCUCUUCCGCCCUCGCCCACUUCUACCCGCUCGCGGGCCGCCUCGCCACCCUCAAGCGGGCCGAACCCCCGCUGUACAACGUCGUUGUCGACUGUGCCAACAGCCCUGGAGCCCGGCUCAUCCACGCUGCCCUCGACAUGACCGUGGCCGACAUUCUCUCCCCUACGUACGUCCCCGCCGUCGUCCAGUCCUUCUUUGACCAUGACCGGGCAAUCAACCACGAUGGCCAUGACCUGUCCCUACUGUCCGUGCUGGUCACCGAGCUUGCCGACGGUAUCUUCAUCGGGCUCUCCAUGAACCAUGUCCUCGGUGAUGGCACCUCCUUCUGGCACUUCUUCAACUCGUGGUCUGAGAUCUUCCGAGCGCAAGAGAGAGGCGCCGUUGAUGUCGUCCAGCUGUCACGUCCUCCGGUCCUGACCCGGUGGUUCCCAGAGAACCACCCUGGCCCCGUAAGCCUGCCUUACACGGACGACCCCUCGUCGUUCCUCGCCCACUUCGAAGCCCCAGAGCUCAGGGAGCGAGUCUUCCACUUCUCCGCUGACGACAUCGCGGGGCUCAAGGCAGAGGCGAACCGGCAAUGUGGCACCACCAAGAUCUCGUCCUUUCAGUCCUUGACUGCCCUCGUAUGGCGGUGCAUCACCCGCGCCCGCCACUUCCCGCCCGGCCAGGUCACAGGCUGCCGAAUGGCUGCGAACAACCGGGGGAGGCUGGACCCCCCGCUCUCGCCGGAAUACUUCGGAAACUCGAUCACGCCGUUGAGGACGGCGGCGACGGUUGGGGAGCUGCUGGGCGGCGGCCUCGGUUGGGCGGCGCAGCUGCUGCAUGCUGCAGUGGCGGGGCACAGUAACGCUAAGCUGCGGGAGUGGAAUCAGGAGUGGAUAAAGAGGCCGCAGGUGUACCACAUGGACAAGACGUUCGAUCCGUACAGCAUCAUGAUGGGGAGCUCGCCGCGGUUCGACAAGUAUGGCAAUGAGUUCGGGCUGGGGAAGGCCGUGGCUCUGCGAAGCGGGUAUGCGAACAAGUUCGACGGCAAGGCCUCAGGCUAUCCGGGCCGCGAAGGAGGCGGGAGCAUCGACCUCGAGAUCUGCCUUCCGCCGGCGACCAUGGCACUUCUCGAAGCUGACACUGAAUUCAUGGCCGCCGUGACGGUUUCGUAGGAUGGAGGGCCAACGCCAACACGGUGGUCAUGUGCAAGUCGAGUCGAUGCCGUUAGUUUUUAGGAGGAAUAAGGAUUUGUGGUUUGACUUAUUUCUUAAUCUAUAGUGACUAUGUAAUGGGUUUGUCUUCUACGUACAAGCGGUGGAUCAGUUGAUGCACAAUAAAGUCAUAUUUUUGGUAAUAAUUACAGAGUGAA